ACGGCCGUUCUGUGUGAUCAUUGACGGGGGUCUGGGCCGGCAGGGACUCGCUGUCCGCGGCCUGUUUUGACGCGUCGCUUCAGGGGAAACGGUUGCUUCAAACGGUUUAUUGACGCGUGUAAAGCCAGCCCCUUCCCCCGCCUCCAGGAAAGCAGGCAGAGCCACGGAACAGCGGCCGGGUUUACUCUGAACCCUCCGCGUCGACCAAACGACAACUUUGGCGCAGUUCAGAGGACUCAAGCUGACAGAAAACAGCGCGGCUGAGGACGCGAACGGCGGCUGAAGCGCUAGCGUUAGUGCGGUCAACAUGGUGACUCUGUCGUCCGCGGUGAGACCCCUGGCCUCCCAGCUCCACCGACAGCUCGGCAGACGGCUCCGGACCCCGCGGGUAACGCCUGUCAGGAGAUGCAACCUCACGGCGUGCUCCAGCAAAUACGUGCUGUCUCAGAUGCAUCCCAUGUGGCAGGGACCCCUCGCGGUACCAGGAGGUGAUCGUCAGUCUCCCAUUGACAUCGUUGUGCGGAAGAGCAUCUUUGACUCCGAGCUGAAGCCCCUUGUCACCGAUUAUGACCCUCAGACCUGCCAACAAAUCUGGAACAACGGUUACUCCUUUCUGGUGGAGUAUGAUGACACUACAGACAAGUCCACGCUGAAAGGGGGUCCCCUGAAAGACCAAUUCAGGCUGUGCCAGUUCCACUUCCACUGGGGUGAGAGCAACGCCUGGGGGUCAGAGCACACGCUGGACAGGAGGCUGUUCCCUGCAGAGCUCCACCUGGUCCACUGGAACUCUGACAAGUACAGUUUGUUCGAGGAGGCGGUGAUAGAGGACAACGGACUGGCUGUUAUUGGGGUCUUUCUUAAGGUGGGAAAGAGACACGAGGGGCUGCAGAAACUGGUAGACGCUCUGCCUGCUAUCAGACACAAGGGCAGCGUGGUGGAGUUCACCAGAUUCGACCCUGCCUGUUUGUUACCCACCAACACUGAUGACUACUGGACGUACCACGGCUCUCUGACAACCCCCCCUCUGACGGAGUCCGUCACCUGGAUCGUUAUGAAGCAGCACAUAGAAGUCAGCCACGACCAGCUGGCGGUCUUCCGGAGCCUUCUUUUCACCUCCGCUGAGGAGGAAGUCCAGAAGAGCAUGGUGAACAACUUCCGCGUGCAGCAGCCUCUCUGCGGCCGCACCGUCCGCUCCUCCUUCACUCCCUUCCUCCAGGAGGCGCCGACAGCUGAAGGCGACAAGCGCCCCCACUGACGCCGCCGCGCCCAGGACACACAGUAACACACGUCACGACCACCGUUACUCUGUGAUCAAGCCGCCAGGCUCGCUUUUCUUUUCACUCUGCCGCAACAAAAUGUCUCUCAUUGAACCAGAAAACAUAAUUUUAAGUGUAACAAAGUUUCCUCAGAGCGACUUCGGUUCUUCUUAUUGCUGCUUAUUGCUUUUUUAUGAUUGUUCUUACAAACUGUAAACCGUUUUACAUGGAGGAUGUAGGGAUGCUUCUGUUUCUGGGUAGUCGAGGUUUUUAUUUCCUUCAGCUUUUGUUUUGACUACCAGUUACAAUAAGGGAUGAUUGCAGUGGGGAAAAUAUGUUGUUUUAUUGAUUUAAUCGACAUGAAUCGUAUUUAUUUCAUGUUUACCGUUCAUUCAGUACUGUACGUGAGUGCUGCUCUCUCCGCUGAGCUGCAGGUAAAAACUCAGCAGCACUGGCCACAGUCGGUACUACGCCACAGUCUGCUCUGACUUGUAUCCAUAUAAGGAGCAGAACGCCCAGGAGAUCUGGACAGACUGGAGUCUUCUCCUCAGGAGUGCGUCUCUCGAGUAGAACACAGUGUGUCCAAUAUCAUAUCUACUACCACAGUGUCACUUUUUAAAAUCCUGUAUGAUGAGUCGUUAGGCUUGAUUGAUUUUAUCAUUUAUUCAUUAUUGAGAUGUAAAUUUUCCUAAUCUGUUACAAAGAGAUUAUACUGUAUACAGUUCAUCUGACAUUCAGAAACCUUUGUUUUUUACAGCAUGUUACGGGCAAACAUCUGACACAUACAGUAGAGUUUUAAAGGAACUCCACUGAGUCUUGGUUCUUCUACGCAGAACUACUAAAUAUGUUACUAAUACGCACAAACUAUACAGGUUACUGUAGCACAUACAUGCUUUUUAAGAGUAUUCGGAUUGAAAUAAGCCGUUAUCUUCCACAACUUUUUUUUUAAACAGUAGUUUCAAGUACCAUAACCACAGUGCCUUAAAUGUUCUCAGUGUGAAUCACUACUAUCCAACCUGUCUUUAAACAUGGAAAGUGUCUCUCUUCCACACUUUUUCCAUUAAGCUAUGGUUCAGCACAGUGGUUAGUGAUUGCUCACAGUAACAGUCAGGGCUCAGGUGACAUUUACUAUGAUCCUCACCUCAUUUAUCGCUUUUUGAAUGAAGUGGUAAGUGACAUGGAAUCAGCAGAACUUCCACAACGUACCGCUGUGCUUCAGCCAAUGAGGAACCUGGAAUAGGAAUUUAAACCUGGAAAAGACUCAGGUGGACUGAUUGGAUCAAGCCUUUAUCUGGAGGGAACUGCUGUCCUUAUCAGUCUGUCUGGUUCAGAUGGUUUUCUCUCAUUAUCUCUUCAUUUUUGUGGCUGGUGACUGAGAUUAAUCAAACAUGAUUGGAUUAAUCAAGUUUUAGUGUUUUGGGUCGGGAAAGGGCCUGAAGAGUUACACACAUUGCUGUCGUGUGAUGCAGAAUCUCUGAUCUUUCUUUUCUUUAAUGCAUGAAUAAGUGCACAAAGGAUCGUACCGUGAACAGCUGUGGUAGAAGAGAGGAGACUUUCUGAGGAAGCUGGUUAGACAGGAGACACAGAGGGACCAACUGACAACGAGCCGCCUGUCCAGCAGCGUCUGACAGAUACAGCAUGUUUGUGCUGGCUUUCACUAUAGAAGCCAAAGUCAUGGCGUCACUUCCUGUCCAGGCUCUGUUCCGCUAGCUUCUGUUACUCAGUUCAAUCCCUCAUUGGCUUUUUCUUUUUUUUUUUUCUUUUACAGCGUUCGCUCUUCUCCAUCCUGUUGUUAGCACAGACAUGUCUGAGCUGGUCGCGACACCUCGACUCAACCGUGGACUCACCUCUUUUCAGCUAUGCAGUUUAGCUGUGGAGAUGUUAAGAGGAAUGGUGUUCACUAAAGGCCGGUAAACAGAGAUAUUAAGUAAACAUCAGUAUUUGGUCGAGCCACGUGACGCCUUGUUGAGAAAUGCUCUGUUCCACGGCUGGAUCUUUAUUUACUGCCAUUGGUACUAAUGUCAACGGGAUUUUGAACGAGGCUUUCUUACUCUGGGACAGAACCCGUCUCUCUACGUGAGCUACACUUGAUGUACUUUAGCAGACGCAGUAUUUUACAAUUAAAAGUGAGCUUAUGCAACCUUGCAUCAUCUUAAGAAGUCUGGCUGUCCGCCUGCUUUGGCUCAUGUCCAGCCGUCGUGGUGCACUGGGGAAUCUAACUAUCAGCAGUGUUAGGAGACAGAGAGAUCUGAGGAAGAGAUGGGGAGGAGAGAGAGGAGGGGAGGUGGAAAGCUCGAAGGGAGAUGACGGUUUUGUUUCAGCCACACAACAUGAAAUGGUCUGUUGAGUUUCUCAGAUUUGUCUGAUUUCACAUCUUUUGCUUCAGGACAGGAAACUACAGUUAAAACCUGAAAACCACAUUAAAGGAAGCGUAUUUGGCCACUUCUCACAUCCCCAUGUGAAAGUUUCCUCCAUUGAUGUAAAGCUGAGUUGAGGCUGGGGUGAGAGGUCACGGUUGUCUGUCUAAUCCCUGAGUAACAAUGCAGCUGCCCAAACUGGCCCUCCGCGUCUUUCGAAGUAGCCGUUCCUCCCCUCCGAGGCUUACAUCAGGCGAACACACCCUGCUCCAUCACCCCCAGUCAUUGGCUCCCCAGUUGAGGCCCAGCAUGAGGCCAUACUCUGAACAGACUAACUGGAUAUGUACUGAAAGGAUUUGACGCUCUGUGACCUUGAUUUGUCAUGAAGGCUGCUGAUUUGGGGGCUGCAGAGGGCAGGUGUCAGGGUUAGAAGAUUUAAAUGCAGAUAUUUUGGAGUGUACUUGUGGAAUGUGAUGAUUUGACGCUUUGAGGAGUGUUUCACGGUUGCUUUUGCUCUUACAAAUGAUGCAAUCCAGAAUUCAUGCUCAAUCUACUAUACUGACAUGGAGACAAGGGACCGAGUACUGCCUUCAUAUUGUACACCUGUGCUUUAUUGAUGUGUUUGAAUUGUACGCCAUUGUCUGCCUUCAUGUUUCAUGCCAUUGUACUCAUGUAAGGUUACUUUUUUUAUGCCUUUUUUAAACUUUGAAUGCAAUAAAUAUCAACAUAUUCCAGUACAGAUGUUCAGUCUAGAGGAGAUGCUUGUGUAAAUGGCCUUUUCUAUCACAGCUGGAGUCAGCGAUGUGGCAUCAGAAAUCCAUUGAAAAGGAUUUUCAUAGAUCUUCUUGCAGCUUGUAUCACUCUCUGCCUUUCUAAACGUGAAAGUAUCACAGAGUCCUCCAUCAUGCUGUAUUCUCUUCACCAUGUUUAACUCUCUGGUUUCCUUGCCUCCUGUUGCUCAGUGUGUUUAAUGUUUUAGCAGGUGUAUGUUGUGUAUGUUGUAAACUGUAUGCAGUGCAUAUUUUAGCUGUUUAUAUGUUCAGUUAUAUGUUCGGUCGGCAGCCAGCAUUCCUGCCCUGUGGGACUUCACUACGCCCCCCUCCCCUCCCCAGUAUGCUUUGCUCCACCUGGAUGGCUCUUUAUAGGCCCCCGCCCAGCUGUGCAACCAGGAAGCGUUUUGCUCCCAGAGACCCCUGCUCCCAGGCAGGAUGUCACAUGAUUCAGAUGUAAAGUGAGCUUAAAGAAACUAACAUAUUGAUAAAUAAUUUGUGUAACAAUAAAGUCAU
Chelmon rostratus (copperband butterflyfish) is the source of this 4899-nucleotide messenger RNA. RefSeq names its product carbonic anhydrase Va (gene ca5a). The record is from RefSeq and is a predicted model, not a curated record. The transcript has 7 exons. Gene Ontology annotation, molecular function: carbonate dehydratase activity; zinc ion binding. Gene Ontology annotation, cellular component: cytoplasm; mitochondrion. Lineage: Eukaryota; Metazoa; Chordata; Actinopteri; Chaetodontiformes; Chaetodontidae. Bases 308 to 1255 code for a protein of 315 amino acids.